AUGAGUGGCACAGACAAGCGUGCUACGCAAGGCGGUGCGCCCCGCGGUGGCGCAUCCAAGACGGGCAAGCCUGGUAAGGCCCCGCGCGAUGCCAAUGACGGCGCCGUGAGCAUGCCGAAGCACGCUGCUCGCGCUGCGCAGGGCAUCAACUUUGGCACGGUCGACGAUAAGAAUGCCACGCUGUCCUCAUCACCGGCGGCCCAGCCGCAGGCGGGCGAGCACCUUCGUAGUGGCCACCCGCCUGUCUUUGGCAGCAUUGCUGCGGCUGACAAUGGAGCCACGCAGGAGAAGAAGGUGGGAUUCAACGGUAAGAAGCAGCUUGACUUCCAGAAGUUGUUCCAGGGCCAUGGAUCCAAGCCUCAAAACCAUGGUGAACAGACCAAUGCUGGCGCCAAUGCCAAUGCCAACGCCAACGCCAGCGCGCCACAGACCCCGUCCAUGACCUCGGCGCCGUCGAAGCCUAUGGUGCGCCCUCCGCCACCCAACCAUGGUAAGCAGAUGGGCGCUGGUACGCCCGGUCCGUAUAUGCAGCCAUGGCAGUCGCCGAUGUACCCGCAUGUGGGCUACCCGAUGAGUCCUGGCCCUGGCGGCUACCCCUUUAUUCCGCAGGCUCAGCAGCCAUGGACGCCUGGCACACCAGGCUCGCCGCAUAUCGGUGCUGUGUCGUCGCCUUCGAUGAUGCCGCCCAACAUGGCCUCGCCUCGCCCUGGCCGUGGCCCUAUGCAGGCCCGUCCUGGCGGCGCUACGUUCUACCCGCCUGCGUCGCCCUCGGGCUUUACUAUGAAUGCGGGUGCUCGUAUGUUUGAGCCGCAGAAGAGCAAGGCGCUUCGUAUUGUGAACCCUGAGACGCAUGCGGAGCUUGACCUCGAACAAGUGAAGAAGGCGGCGUCGACUGCAAGCACGCCUGCCGAGUCUGCCUCGGAUGCGAGUGCGGCGCCGAAAGAGACGGUUAGCAAGCCGAAGCCUACGCCGCCCGCCGAGGCUGCGUCGAAUGAGAGCCGCGUGAAGACGCAAGCUGACUUCCAGCAAAAAGUGCUCCGUCUAAAGAUGGAGAAGGAAGCGGAGGCGAAGCGUGCGGAAGAAGCGAAGAAGAAGGCCGAAGAAGAGGAGGCGAAGAAGAAGGCCGAUGAGGAAGCCGCUGCGAAGAAGGCCGAAGAAGAAGCGGCCGCCAAGCAGAAGGCGGAGGAAGAGGCGGCGGCGCAGAAGAAGGCCGACGAGGAGGCUGCGAAGAAGGCUGAGGAAGAAGCGGCGGCGCAGAAAAAGGCCGACGAGGAGGCUGCGAAGAAGGCUGAGGAAGAAGCCGCUGCGAAGAAGCAGGCGGACGAAGAGGCUGCAGCGAAGAAGAAAGCCGAGGAGGAAUCUGCAGCUGCGGCGAAGAAGGCCGACGACGAAGCGGCUGCCCAGAAGGCGGCGGACGACGAUGCUGCGAAUGAGAAUACCAAGGCCACUGAGGCCUCCUCGUCGUCGCUGCCUGCGAAUGCAGAAGGUGCGCAGAGCGAGACGCAGCCCGAGUCGGAGGCGGAGGCUUCGGAGCCCAACCGCGCGAUUGAGCAUGCUCACACUAUCGACAAUCUGGCCUCGAUUAGCUAUCCUGAGAACGUGCAGCCACCGCAAGCGGAUCUCAACGUGGAUGCGACGCCUGGUAAGUACCGCUACGAUCGCGAGUUCUUGCUGCAGUUCAUGAGUGUGUACUCGGAAAAGCCACACAAUCUGCCCGAGCUGGCUUCGAUCGGUAUGGAGAGUGUCUCUGGCCGUGGUGGCCGUCGUGGCGGUAUGGGCCGCGGCACAGGCCGUGGCGGCGCGAUGAAGACGAGCGAGGAGCGCUUUGCCUCGUCCAACCGGGGUGGCGGCUUUGGUGCUGGCUCGCGCGGCCAGUCCAUGUCACGUGGCGGUAGCAGUGGUCUGCUGCCGUCGCGCGAGACGAUGGGCACGGGCAUUCCCAUGGGUGGCCGCUCGAAGAGUGGUCGUGGCCGUCAGCGCGGUCCGCAUGUGAACCCACCGGAGAAGGGUGGCCCGACCAUCCCGCUGGACCAGGUGGUGCCGCUGGCCUACUCGGAGAACCGCUGGAAGCCACAGAGCCGCGAGAAGGAUGCGAUGGACGAGACGCAGGUGGUCGAGCGCAAGGUCAAGUCGCUGCUGAACAAGCUCACGGUCGAGAAGUUCGAGUCCAUUAGUGACCAGAUUGUCGAGUUUGCGAACAAGUCGAAGGACGAGACGGACGGCCACACGCUGCGCCAGGUGAUUGCUCUGGUCUUUGAGAAGGCCAUUGACGAGGCGGCGUGGAGUGAGAUGUAUGCACAGCUGUGUGCCAAGAUCCAGAUGAACCUUGAUCCGAACAUCAAGGACGAGGUGCUGGAUGAGAAGGAGCAGAAGGAGUACCGCGGCGGUAUGCUCUUCCGCAAAUACCUCUUGACGUGGUGCCAGGGCGACUUUGAGAAAGGAUGGGGCGCUGCGAAGGACGAAAAACCCGAGAAGGAAAUCGAGUUGCUUUCCGACGAGUACUACGCGAUGCAGAAGGCCAAGCGUCGCGGUCUUGGUCUCGUGCAGUUUGUCGGUGAGCUGUUCAAGCUGCAGAUGCUUCAGCCGCGUAUUAUGCAUACCUGUAUUGUGCGUCUCUUGCGCACGACCACCGAGCCGGAAGAAGACGAGAUUGAGAGCGUGUGCCGUCUGCUGACCACCGUCGGUUACUUGCUGGACAAUGCGCCUGGCAACCACAAGAGCCGCAUGGACGUAUACUUUAAGCGCAUUGAUGAUAUUUUGCAGAGCCCGGCGCUCUCGUCACGUAUGCGCUUCAUGUUGUUGGACGUGGUCGAUCUGCGGAACGAGAACUGGGUGCCGCGUCACGAUACCUCUGCGCCCAAGACCAUUGCGGAGAUCCAUGCGGAGGCCGCAAAGGAGCAGCAGCAGAAGGAGGCUGAAAAGUUCGGGUCCAUGUCGCGCGGCGGCUCACGCCGUGGCCAACAGCGUCAUCACACGAGCAGCAACAACGCAAGCCACGGCAACGAGGCGCCUUCGCACGACGGUUGGAGUACCGUCGGCAAUGCGCCUGCCCAGCGCGGUCGCUCUGGCGACUUGUCCGGCUUCGGCAAGGGGCUCGACCGCCAGGGCGGGAGCAAGCUGGGCGGCGGCCCGCAGAGCGUGUUUAGCCGCAAGAACCAAAAGGGCGACGAAGGCAGCCCCACGCCACGCAGUGGCUCCUCCAACAUGUUCAACCUGCUUACGGGUGAUGGCAGCAGUAGCGAAGAGCAUGGCCGUAAGAAGCUGCAGCUGCAGCCCCGGACCAAGCCACUGGACGACGAGGCUGCGCCAGCCGCGGCGCCAGCGUCGGAAGAGGCGUCUGGCUCCUCGCCGGCCGACUUGGAGCGCAAGAUCAGCAACGACGUCAAAGAGUUCUUGGCGAUCCGCGAUCUCAACGAGGGUGUGCAGUCCAUUGAAGCGCUCCCGGCGGACCACCGUGCGAAGUUUGUGGAUGCGCUGGUAGCCGCUGUGCUGGACAAGAAGCAGGACAGCGUCGACGAUGCAGGCCGUCUCCUUGCGGCGCUCGUAGAGAAGGGCGUGCUUGACGAAGCUGCGUUGGUCGACGGCUUCAAGCCCCAAGUCACGAUUCUCGACGAUACGAGCAUGGAUGCUCCAAGUGCAUACAGCUUCAUGGCACAGCUGCUCGUCGCCUCGACGCUCUCACGUGAGAAGAUCGAGUCGUUGGCGGAUGGCAUGGAAGGCGAAGGCCUUCGUCCGCCGAAGGACCGCUUGUUGGCCAAGGUGGAGGAGAGUAGCUCGUAG
This is a messenger RNA of Malassezia pachydermatis, 3780 nucleotides long. Its product is annotated as tif4631-mrna cap-binding protein. Bases 1 to 3780 code for a protein of 1259 amino acids. Gene Ontology annotation, cellular component: eukaryotic translation initiation factor 4F complex. Lineage: Eukaryota; Fungi; Basidiomycota; Malasseziomycetes; Malasseziales; Malasseziaceae. Gene Ontology annotation, molecular function: mRNA binding; translation initiation factor activity; protein binding. The transcript has a single exon. The record is from RefSeq and is a predicted model, not a curated record.